Molecule: messenger RNA, 3127 nt
Organism: Nasonia vitripennis (jewel wasp)
Lineage: Eukaryota; Metazoa; Arthropoda; Insecta; Hymenoptera; Pteromalidae
Product: replication protein A 70 kDa DNA-binding subunit
Exons: 13
Coding region: 938-2758 (606 amino acids)
Biological process (GO): meiotic cell cycle; nucleotide-excision repair; telomere maintenance via telomerase
Cellular component (GO): nucleus; DNA replication factor A complex
Molecular function (GO): single-stranded telomeric DNA binding; damaged DNA binding
Source: RefSeq, a predicted model, not a curated record
GCGUCCGACUUUGUCAUCGAGUUUUCAUCUACAUGAUUCUGUGGUCAUUGGAGAAUUCGAUCUGUGAACGUGAGAAGCGCAUCUAUGUAAUGUUUGUAUUCAUAUUCCUUGCUCCAGUUCGUUUUGUCGACAUCGUUCGUCGUCGUUUCCGUUUUUCUGUUUUGCUGUUGAGCAACUAUAUGUUUUUAGAAAUUUGCUUUUUAACUACGCCAAAGUCAUUUCGGAGCUGAACAGAAAAACAGAGAAAAACGGAAACGAUGACGAACGAUGUCAACAAAACGAAUCGGAGCUAGCAACACGAAUACAAACAUUACAUAGAUGCGCUUCUCACGUUCACAGAUCGAAUUCUCCAAUGACCACAGAAUCAUGUAGAUGAAAACUCGAUGACAAAGUCAGACGCGGUACGGUUACAGGGUCACGCCCUCAACGCCAGCAGCAGAGGUCUUGCAGCAUCACCGCCACUCCGGAGGACAGUCAGAAUCGCGAAUCCGUAGAAUUAUCAGCUUAGCUUUAGAGUAGAUAAUUAGUAGAUUCUUGGAUUUAGGUUCUUUGAGACAAUAUACAUCCUUGAAACUGGUUUGACUACAAACACUGUUUUAGUUUAUUCACUACCUUCAAACCAUUUCGCGAUUGUAGAGAGUAUUUUAAUGCUCGUUCGAAUGACCCGGGGUUAAUAUAUUUUGUGCUCCUAAAGACAUCGUCUAGGGUUUUGCGCGACGUCACAGCUAUACAACAUGUCAGUUGGCGGGAAAUGGAAAUGAACGCUGCUGCGUGACACUCAGAACGCCGAACCGUGCUAGAUCCAACUGAGCUAACUUUUAUAAAAGUAACGUGAAUACAUUUAUUAACGUAUUUUUCAGAAAUAAGAUUUAUAAUUUGAAAAAACCAAAACCGAUACAUAAUCAAAUAUUAUCGUCAAGAAAAAGUUAGCGGCAACAUGUAUCGACUAACUGAAGGCGCUUUAAAUAGAAUUAUGAAAGGAGAAGAAGUUGAUGAACCAGUUUUCCAAAUUCUGGGUCAUAAAAAGCUUGCAAGUUCAGCAAGCGGUGAUAGAUAUAGAUUACUAGUGUCUGACGGCAUCUUGUCUAAUUCUUUCACCAUGCUGGCAACUCAACUAAAUGAUUUAAUCACAAAUAACACUUUAUCAGAGCAUUCUAUUGUUAAAAUUAAACGAUAUGCCAUAAGUACAGUUAACAAUGGUGGUACCCAAAGAAAUGUAAUGGUAAUACUAAGUAUUGAGGUUUUGGUUCCUGGUCAUGAAAUUGGAAGAGUUUUAGGAAAUGUCAAUGCAAACAAUACAAGAACAGAAGAAGCGGCUCCAGCAGCUACUCUUGCAACAGCUUUAAGAUCUAAUAAUCAACAGAAUGCCAAACCAGCAUCCCGAAUAAAUAAUCCUGCUGUAAACCAUUUAAAUGAAUCUCUUUUAAAUGGUGGAAAUGGUAUAAACGCAACUCCCAUAGCUGCGUUAAGUCCUUAUCAAAACAGAUGGGUUAUUAAAGUCCGUGUGACCAAUAAAUCCCCAAUAAGAACAUGGUCUAACUCUCGCGGUGAAGGAAAAUUAUUUAGCAUUGAUUUACUUGAUGAAAGUGGCGAAAUCAGAUGUACAGCUUUUCGGGAUCAAUGUGAUAAAUUUUAUGAUAUGAUAGAGAUAGGAAAGGUCUACUACAUUUCAAGAUGUCAAUUAAAACCAGCAAAUAAACAAUUUAAUAAUUUAAAAAAUGACUAUGAAAUGACUCUAACUAGUGAUUCUGAAAUAGCAAUUUGUAAUGAAGAAAAUGAAGGAAUUCCAACUUUGCAAUUUGAUUUUGUACCAAUCAACACUGUCGAAGCUAAAUCAAAGGAUGAAUUGAUUGAUGUUUUAGGAAUCGUCAAAACUUGCAGUGAUAUCCAAACUCUUACUGCUAGGACUACUGGUCGUGAACUUAAAAAAAGAGAUAUUGGUAUUGUGGAUGAAAAUAAUGACUUGAUAACUGUUACACUUUGGGGUACCCAAGCAAUAGAUUUUGAUGGAUCUACGAAUCCUGUUAUUGCAAUCAAAGGAGCAAAAAUUGGUGAAUUUAAUGGGGGGAAAAAUCUUUCUUUGGUUGCUUCAUCCAUGCUUCAAGUAGAUCCAGAUAUUCCACAAGCACAUAGAUUGCGAGGGUGGUUUAAGACUGUUGGUGCUACAGAAGAAUCACGAUCCUUAUCCCGAACCCUUGGUGGAGGUGGAAACUUGAAUGGACCUUGGUUAACAUUUAAAGAAGUUGAAGAUAAUAGAUUUGGACAUCAAGAUAUGCCCAAUAUGUUCAUUGCUAAAGCUACAGUUAAUCUUAUUAGAGCUGAAAAUGCUCUGUACAAGUCUUGUCCAUCUGAAGGUUGCAAAAAAAAAGUCAUUGACCAAAGCAAUGGAAUGUACAAAUGUGAAAAAUGUUCACGAGAUUAUCCUAAUUUUACUUACCGUUUGCUGGCUAGCACUAAUUUAGUAGACUGGACUGGUAAUCAGUGGGCAACAGCUUUCAAUGAAGAAGCAGAAGUUUUAUUGAGUGCUUCGGCACAAGAAUUAGGAGAACUGAAGGAAAAAGACGGUGAUACAUAUAUGGAAAAAAUUGGAGCAGCAGCAUUUAAAUCAUACAUAUUUAAAUUACGUCUAAGACUUGAAAAUUUUAAUGAUGAAAGUAGAUUGAAAGCUACAAUAGCUUCAGUUCAACCUAUUAAUUAUAAAAUAUUUACAGAUCAUUUGUUGAGUAGAAUCAAUGAGUUAUCUAAUAUCAAAAAUUAAACUUUAUAAUUUCUUACAACGUAAAUUCUAAUGAGUAAUAUAUUUAUUUUUCAAUAAAAUAUAAUUCCAUAACUUACAAUUUUCAAAAAUAAGACUGGACAUCCUCUAGUGAAGGCUUUGUUUGUCAUACAAUAAAAAUGAUAACUUCAAAUAGAAGAAGGAUGCAUUGCGAUACUAAAUUUGUAAAAUUGAAAUCAAACAAAAUUAUGAAAAUACUGUAAAUUUGUUGUCACGCAAAAUUGCCCUUAAAUCAUUAGUUGUAUAACAUUUGUUAGCUAUGUAUUAUUUUUUUUAUUAAAUAGCACGUUAAGAAAUAAAAAAAAUUCUAAGUUUUGAUACAAUAAAAUGUUUUAUAAGACAUUCUUUUAA